AUAUUUAUUUUUCCAGAUUUUUUUUUUAAUUCUUUUUUUUCAUUUCAUGGGUCCUCAAUUACGUAUGGGAACUGGGGAAAAUAGAGAAGGCAUUGCAUUGAGCGGGAAAAUCAUGCUGUUUGCGCUGUCUGUACUGUUAACUGUGGUGCUUUUUAUGGUGGGUUUUCAUCUUUAUGCAAGAUGCUACAACCUCCGUUUGCGCCGCCGCCUACGCCGUUAUCGUCCUCACAUAGUGUCUCACACUGACGCAGCCGCCUCUAUUAACCAAGGCCUUGAGCCGGCGGUUUUGAAUUCACUUCCGGUGUUCGUUUACUCCUCCAAGACUCGCCCAGAGAAGCUCGAGUGCGCAGUGUGCUUAUCGGAAUUCGAGGAAACAGAAUCGGCCCGUCUUUUACCGAAAUGUAAUCACUCUUUUCACACAGACUGUAUUGAUAUGUGGUUUCAUUCUCAUUCUACGUGUCCUCUUUGUCGGUCUACGGUCGAACCGGUUCGUCAACUGGAGAAGACUCAGGUAGAGGUUGUGCUCAACGCUGAAGGACCGGUCGUGAAUGGAUGUGAACCGUGUUCUAGCUCGAGUUCUGACAAUAUAACUUCGUUGGGCAUACGAAGAAAAGGGUUGGAUAUGGUGGGGUUGGGGGUGACUAUAGAGGUGCCGAGGAUAACUGAGUUCGAACUGAGACCAUCUUCGAGUAACAGUUUGAGAUCGCCUGUGACUCGGUUGUUAUCAUUCAAUAGGAUUCUAAGCAUGAACGAAAAAUCUCUCAAUGGGACAAGUAGCACGACACCGUGUGGGAUCGAGACGAGCCAUGGUCCAAGAGUUGAACUUGGAGCAUGAACACAAUGAGCUCAUUCAGAAUCAGAGUCGAGUACGUACACUAAGAUUAAACCGUAUUGAAAUUUUAAAAUUGGAAUAAACCAUUUGAGAGCCCCGUUAGUUUGUAUACA
Olea europaea var. sylvestris is the source of this 945-nucleotide messenger RNA. Its product is annotated as RING-H2 finger protein ATL2-like. Bases 47 to 835 code for a protein of 262 amino acids. The record is from RefSeq and is a predicted model, not a curated record. The transcript has a single exon. Lineage: Eukaryota; Viridiplantae; Streptophyta; Magnoliopsida; Lamiales; Oleaceae.